Messenger RNA from Bradysia coprophila, 1577 nucleotides. RefSeq lists its product as uncharacterized. Lineage: Eukaryota; Metazoa; Arthropoda; Insecta; Diptera; Sciaridae. Gene Ontology annotation, molecular function: N,N-dimethylaniline monooxygenase activity; NADP binding; flavin adenine dinucleotide binding. The record is from RefSeq and is a predicted model, not a curated record.
GUGUUGUGUUCGUCGCGUAAUUAAGACCUUGAACCAUGUCUAGUAAUUGUUGGUCAAAUGGUAAGCCUGAAAUAGGAAUCAUCGGCGCUGGUAUGUCCGGUCUUUGUGCUGCCGUUCAACUACAAAAAAAGUUGGCAAUCACUUCAUUUACCAUAUUUGAAAAGAACGCUGACGUAGGCGGGAUAUGGUUGAACAACACGUAUCCAGGUUGUGAGUGCGACUCUCCGUCCCAUCUCUACAGUUUUUCAUUCGAUCUAAAUCCAAAUUGGUCAGCCAACUAUGCACCCCAGCCCGAAAUACUGGAUUAUGUAAAACACGUCGCAGAAAAACACAAAAUCUAUGAGCACAUAAAAUUUCACCACGAAGUUAAAGCUCUCACUUGGAAUGAAGAUCUUAAAAAAUGGAUUGUCCGAUAUGCAAAUGCUUUCAUUGAGAAAAAUGAUGACGAGAUACAGAUGUUCGAUAUAGUAGUCAUGGCAGUAGGCACUUUUCGUAUUCCGUGCAUUCCGAACGAAUUGAAAACAUUUUCGGGCCCUACAAUGCAUACGGCCGAGUGGAAUUACGAGAUCAACUUAAAAAAUAAGAAAGUCGCUGUGAUCGGCAGUGGAGCUUCGGCCGUUCAGGUUAUUCCGAAAAUUGUUAAUGAAGUUCAUACGUUGCAUUGCUACCAUCGAAAACCACCAUAUGUUAUUCCCAGACUACAAUUUACCAUCCCCAAAUUCCUGAAAUUGUUUUUCUUUUACAUUCCCUUCUUAAUGUGGCUGUAUCGGUGCUUGGUUUUUAUGCUGUACGAGCUAUUUCAGCCAGCUUAUUAUUGUGGAAGCUUUAUGAAUAAAUUAGUGUACAAAGUAACGAAAGCGUAUCGACAACGUGAACUGAAGAAGCACGAACAUUUGCUGAACGAUCUGACGCCCACAUACGCAUUCGGAUGCAAACGAGUGACCUUGACCGAAGGGUACUAUGCUGCAAUGACUAGUCCGAAUGUUCAUCUACAUUCCAGCCACAUUGACAAAAUUGUCGAUCGAACGAUCUACACAAAAAAUGGAAUGAAAGAGGAAAUCGAUGUUCUGAUAUUGGCGACAGGUUUCAAAGUCCUUGAAUACUGGGGCCCUAUGCAAAUAUUCGGCAAGAAUAGUCACAAUGUCCUGCAAUCUUGGAUCGAUAAGGAACCCCGUAGUUACUACGGAAUCGCAUUCAGCUCUGCGCCGAACCUCUUCGCACUUCUCGGACCUAAUACAGUUGUCGGUCACAAUUCAGUUAUGUUCAUGGUGGAAUGUCAAGUUAAUUUUAUGAUAAAGGCCGUCCGAAAAAUGAUGAAACGAAACGCUGAAGUCAUCAAUUUAAAAGUUGCGGCUGAAGAUGAUUUUAUGGAUAAGUUAAAAGCGAAUUUGAAGGACACAGUAUGGAACAGAGAAGUUUGUGAUUCGUGGUUCACUAACUCAAGAGGUGUGGUAACGACCUUGUGGGGUGGCAAUUGCACCAAAUAUUGGAGGCAGACUAGGACCAUUGAUUGGUCUAAAUUUGAAAUUAAAUAAAAACAUAAAAAGAGAGACCCUUGAAAUGAAAGAACAUAAAUA